GUGCUUAAAACUCUUCAACCUUCUUCCUCUUUUCUCCUCCUAGGUUUUACAUUGUUAUGGAAUAUUUUACUAUUUAUGUGAAUCAUAAGUAAAAAUAAAUAUUACAUGAGUGUCCCCUGCCCCUCUUUUAGUUCUUUGUAUGUUCACUUGAUAUAAAGUAAAAGAAAAAGUAUGGCAGGGGGGGGAUUAGUGGUAGCAGCAAAUGAUGGAGAAGAGUACCAUGGAAAGCUGACAUGUUUUGUAAUAUUAGCUUCUAUGAUGGCUGCUAUGGGUGGUCUAAUCUUUGGAUAUGAUAUUGGAAUUUCAGGUGGAGUGACAUCUAUGGAGCCAUUUCUGAAAAAGUUCUUUCACGAUGUGUACAUUAAGAUGAAAGAAGACAAACAACUUAGUAACUACUGCAAAUUUGAUAGUGAAUUGUUGACAUCAUUCACAUCAUCUCUUUAUGUGGCUGGUCUUUUUGCUACUUUUGUUGCCUCAUCAGUCACCAGAGCGUACGGUCGCAAGGCGUCGAUCCUUCUUGGAGGAGCUAACUUCCUCGCUGGUGCAGCCCUUGGUGGAGCUGCUUCUAAUAUCUAUAUGCUUAUAAUUGGUAGAGUCUUACUAGGUGUUGGUGUUGGUUUUGCCAAUCAGGCUGUACCGUUGUAUUUGUCAGAAAUGGCACCAUCCAAGUACAGAGGAGGAUUCAAUAACAGCUUUCAACUAAGUGUAGGAAUUGGAGUUUUAAUAGCAAAUCUCAUAAAUUAUGGCACUGAAAAGGUCAAAGGUGGUUGGGGAUGGAGAGUAUCUCUUGCUAUGGCUGCAGUCCCAGCAUCCAUUUUAACAUUAGGCGCGUUGUUCCUCCCAGAUACCCCCAACAGCUUGAUUCAACGAACAAAUGAUCAAGAAAAGGUUAAAAGAUUGCUGCAAAGAGUCAGAGGCACUGAUGAUGUACAAGCAGAACUUGAUGAUAUUAUGGUAGCUAGUGAAAUUUCAAAAACUAUCAAACACCCUUUCAAGAACAUUUUACAAAGAAAAUACAGGCCUCAACUUGUCAUGUCCGUGGCGAUACCAUUCUUCCAACAAGUCACAGGAAUUAAUGUCAUUGCAUUCUAUGCUCCUAUCCUGUUUCGAACGAUUGGACUAGGUGUAAGUGCAUCUCUUUUGUCUUCUGUCAUAACAGGAGCAGUAGGAAUUGUGACAACAGGUUUGUCAAUACUGAUUGUUGAUAAAGUUGGCCGAAGAGGGCUGCUGAUAUUCGGAGGCAUACAAAUGUUUGUUACACAAAUGAUAGUAGGAGGGUUAAUGGGGGCUAAGUUAGGGGAUCAUGGUGGAUUGAGUAAAGGUUGGGCCUUUGUGAUUUUGGUGUUGAUAUGCAUCUAUGUAGCUGGUUUUGGUUUGUCAUGGGGGCCAUUAGGAUGGUUAAUUCCAAGUGAAAUAUUUCCAUUGGAGAUAAGAUCAGCGGGACAAAGUAUUUCAGUAUCAGUGAACUUUCUCUUCACUUUCUUGGUUGGUCAAACAUUUUUAGCCAUGUUGUGCCACUUCAAGUUUGGGAUUUUCUUCUUUUUUGGAGUUUGGGUGGCAAUAAUGACUGCAUUUGUCUACCUCUUUUUGCCAGAGACCAAGAAUUUGCCUAUUGAGAAAAUGGACAGGGUGUGGAGGGAACACUGGUUUUGGAACAGAUUUGUAAAAUGAAGGUAUCAUCAAAGAAGAUCAAGGUUAAACAAUUCAAAACAAGUCUACUUUCUCUAUUUGUAAAUUUAUGGUUAUGGUUACUUAGAAACGAGGUGUUUAGUAACUAAUUCCCAUUAAAGACUACGCAAUAUUGAUCUGUCAUUCCACAAUAAAAAAAAAGUAUGUCUCAUUGACAUAAUUUGACAAACUAGUA
This is a messenger RNA of Solanum lycopersicum (tomato), 1864 nucleotides long. RefSeq names its product hexose carrier protein HEX6. NCBI's taxonomy places the organism in Eukaryota, Viridiplantae, Streptophyta, Magnoliopsida, Solanales, Solanaceae. The record is from RefSeq and is a predicted model, not a curated record. Gene Ontology annotation, biological process: monosaccharide transmembrane transport. Gene Ontology annotation, cellular component: membrane. Gene Ontology annotation, molecular function: monosaccharide transmembrane transporter activity.